Cavia porcellus (domestic guinea pig) is the source of this 2652-nucleotide messenger RNA. It is a transcript of the gene Tsr1, whose product is annotated as TSR1 ribosome maturation factor. Gene Ontology annotation, cellular component: nucleus; preribosome, small subunit precursor. Bases 60 to 2471 code for a protein of 803 amino acids. Gene Ontology annotation, biological process: endonucleolytic cleavage of tricistronic rRNA transcript (SSU-rRNA, 5.8S rRNA, LSU-rRNA); maturation of SSU-rRNA from tricistronic rRNA transcript (SSU-rRNA, 5.8S rRNA, LSU-rRNA); ribosome biogenesis. Lineage: Eukaryota; Metazoa; Chordata; Mammalia; Rodentia; Caviidae. The record is from RefSeq and is a predicted model, not a curated record. Gene Ontology annotation, molecular function: U3 snoRNA binding; GTPase activity; GTP binding. The transcript has 15 exons.
ACCGGAAGCGCUCGGCUUGGUCCGGAAGUACUGCUGACUUACCGCACGUGAGCGGUAGCAUGGCAGCCCACCGGUCUGGCCCGCUUAAGCAACAUAAUAAAGCUCAUAAAGGCGGGCGGCAUCGGGGUCGAGGAUCCGCACAGCGGGACGGCAAGGGCCGUGUAGGACUGAAAGUCCUGUGCAAGAAGGUGAGAAGAGAGCUCAGCAGAGUCGACCAGAGACAUCGAGCCAGCCAGCUGCGAAAGCAGAAAAAAGAGGCGGUUCUGGCAGAGAAGAGACAGCUAGGCAGCAAAGAUGGGGCUCCUCACCAGGUGCUGGUGGUGCCUUUGCAUAACAGAAUUUCUUUGCUUGAAGCCCUUCACCUGCUUCAGGAUAGGAACGUGGGAACAGUGCACGUGCAGGAAUGGGAGAGAACCCAUCGUUUUAUGCUGCUGUGCCCCCAAUUGAAACAUCGAUGGUUUUUUACAUCUGCAAAGCCAGGGGAUCUGCACACUGUAUUAGACAUGGCUAAAGUGGCUGAUACCAUCCUGUUCCUCCUUGAUCCAUUAGAAGGCUGGGACAGCACUGGGGAUUACUGCCUUUCCUGCCUCUUUGCUCAGGGCCUUCCUACCCAUACACUUGCUGUCCAAGGGGUUUCUUGCCUCCCACCGAAGAAGCAGGUAGAUUCCAGAAAGAAGCUAAGUAAAGUAGUGGAGAAGCGCUUUCCUGAUGAUAAACUUUUUCUGUUAGACACUCAGCAAGAGGCACAGUUGCUGCUUAGACAGUUGGCUAACCAAAAACAAAGACAUCUUGCUUUUCGAGAUCGUCGGGCCUACUUGUUUGCACAUGCUGCUGAUUUUGUGCCUGGUGAACAGAAUAAAUUGGUGGGCACCUUGAAAAUUUCAGGCUAUGUUCGUGGGCAGAAUUUGAAUGUAAAUAGCUUGCUGCAUAUUGUUGGACAUGGUGAUUUUCAGAUGAAACAGAUUGAUGCCCCUAUGGACCCUUUCCCUUUAAAUCCUAGAGUGAUUAAAUCUCUGAAGGAUCCAGGCAUGGUGAUGGAGGUUUGUACUACAGAUGCUGUAGCUGAUAUGGAAGACCUUAAGGUUCUAAUGAAGGCAGACCCUAGCAGACAGGAGUCUUUGCAAACAGAGGUUAUCCCAGAUCCGAUGGAUGGGGAGCAAACCUGGCCUACUGAAGAGGAGCUGAGUGAGGCAAAGGACUUGUUGAAGGAAAGUUCCAAGGUGGUAAAGAAGGUUCCCAAAGGAACGUCCAGUUACCAAGCUGAAUGGAUUUUGGAUGAGGGUGGUGAAAGUGAUGGGGAAGGAGAGGACUAUGAUGAUAUAAAACAUGAGGAUUUUAUGGAAGAGGACUCUCAGUAUGAGAGUAGUGAAGAAGAAGAAGUGGAGGAAUGUGAAACUAUGACAAUAGGGGAGUCUGUGCAUGAUGAUUUGUAUGAUGAAAAAAUGGAUGAGGAGGCUGAGGAAAAAAUGUUGGAGAAAUAUAAACAAGAAAGAAUGGAAGAGAUGUUUCCAGAUGAAAUAGACACACCUCGUGAUGUGCCUGCUAGAAUUCGAUUUCAGAAAUACAGAGGCCUCAAGAGCUUUCGGACAUCUCCAUGGGAUCCUAAGGAAAACCUUCCUCGAGAUUAUGCUCGUAUCUUUCAGUUUCAGAACUUUGCUAAUACUAGGAAAUGCAUCUUUAAAGAGAUUGAGGAAAAAGAGGCUGAAGGGGCUGAGGUUGGCUGGUAUGUCACACUUCAUGUCUCUGAAGUCCCUGUCUCAGUGGUUGAGGACUUCAGGCGAGGAGCACCCUUGAUUGCAUUUUCUUUGCUACUUCAUGAACAGAAGAUGUCAGUAUUGAACAUGGUGGUGAGCCGGAACCCUGGAAACACUGAACCCGUGAAAGCCAAAGAGGAACUGAUUUUCCAUUGUGGAUUCAGACGUUUCCGAGCCUCACCUUUAUUCUCUCAGCACACUGCAGCGGAUAAACACAAAUUUCAGAGGUUUCUGACUGCUGAUGCAGCCUUGGUGGCAACAGUAUAUGCACCAAUUACUUUUCCUCCUGCAUCUGUGCUUCUUUUCAAGCAGAAAAGCAACGGAAUGCACAGCCUUGUUGCUACAGGACAUCUGUUGUCAGUGGAUCCAGACAGAAUGGUCAUCAAGAGAGUUGUUCUGAGUGGUCAUCCCUUCAAAAUUUUUACUAAGAUGGCAGUAGUGCGAUACAUGUUCUUCAAUAGAGAGGAUGUAUUAUGGUUUAAACCGGUGGAACUGAGGACAAAGUGGGGCCGCAGGGGACACAUCAAAGAGCCUUUAGGUACCCAUGGCCACAUGAAGUGUACUUUUGAUGGGAAGCUAAAAUCUCAGGACACAGUACUGAUGAACCUCUAUAAACGUGUUUUCCCCAAAUGGACUUAUGAUCCAUAUGUAUCAGAACCAGUCCCAUGGGUGAAAAGUAAGAUUUCUUCAACAGUGCCUGAAGUGGACAUGGAAUAAUGGAUUCUACCUUACUGAUGCCAGUUAGCACUUCCAGGAUGGGAGCCUAUAAUUUGUGGUGGGGCAGUUUGUGGUUUCUGCUUUAGCCUGUCAUUUGGUGCCCUAUUUUUGGCCUAACAAAUGUCACAGUUAAGUAUGGAAGUUAUUCUACUGCAACUUUAUUAAAUCUCACUGAAAUACA